AUGGAGAAAAGGAUAGAGCUAGAAAAACGCGGAAAAGCUCCGGAUCAAGUGGCAGUAAUUUCAUUAUAUAUUUAUCAGAAAUGUGGAAAAAGCAAACUGCAAUGUAAAUCAUUAUUUGCCGCUUUAAUUUGUUACAUCAAUAUACUUAUUCUUUUAAAAAAUUAUGGCAUAAAUAUCAGAGAACUGAAUUUAGAUAAUUGUCGAAGCACUAGCAUUAUAGGUCUUACAGAUGAAUUUGUGAAUUUAGAGUGUCUUAGCUUGAUUAAUGUUGGCCUUACAAGUCUUAAAGGGUUUCCAAAACUUCCUAAUCUCAAAAGAUUGGAAUUAUCAGAUAACAGGAUUUCAAAUGGUUUAAAUCUUCUUCACACAUCGCCGAAAAUAACACAUUUAAAUUUAUCUGGCAAUAAAAUUAAAGAUUUGGAAACACUGGAACCAUUAAAGGAACUUAAAAAUUUAAGGAAUCUUGACCUUUUUAAUAAUGAUACAACUAAUAUUGAAAAUUACAGAGAAAAAGUUUUUAAUUUAAUACCCAAUUUAAAAUAUUUGGAUGGAUAUGAUACAGAAGAUAAAGAAGCAGAAAGUGAUGAAGAAUGGGAAGAUGAAGAAGAAGAUGGUUUAGAAGCUGUAUAUAAAGAUAAUCUUGAGGAUGACAGCGAGGAAUAUGAAGGAGAAGAAGAAGAGGAUGAAGAUGAAGAUGAUGAAGAUGUAGACGAUGAAGAGGAAGAAGAUGGAGAAGAAGAAUCCACGCCACGAAGCAAAAAAAGAAAAUUAGAUGCGAGUGACAAAGAAGAUGAUCAUAUAAAAAAAAGUAAUAAUAGUACUGUUGAGUGA
Messenger RNA from Pediculus humanus corporis (human body louse), 831 nucleotides. RefSeq lists its product as uncharacterized. Gene Ontology annotation, molecular function: histone binding. Gene Ontology annotation, cellular component: nucleus. The transcript has 9 exons. The record is from RefSeq and is a predicted model, not a curated record. The coding region runs from base 1 to 831 and encodes 276 amino acids. Lineage: Eukaryota; Metazoa; Arthropoda; Insecta; Psocodea; Pediculidae.